Molecule: messenger RNA, 800 nt
Organism: Linum tenue
Lineage: Eukaryota; Viridiplantae; Streptophyta; Magnoliopsida; Malpighiales; Linaceae
Source: the annotation of a GenBank genome assembly
AUGGCAAUGGUAACUGCAGCCGCGGCAAAUGAAAACGGGAACGAAUCAAAAGGUGGAUUGAAGGAGAAAACUCAGCAGAUAUUCGAGGACUUCUUGACGAGGGUCGCAAAGCUUGAGGAGCUUGGUGCCGUUGCAAAUAGAUAUCUCAGUGGGUUUCAGCAAUCCCUUGACUUUCUUCGGCGACCUCCCAUAGACAUGGAAUCGAAAUUGAUGAGCAAGCUCAUAAGUGCUAAUGACACGAAGAGGAUGAAAUCAUACAUCCAAGCCGGCUGCUGCAACACUCUUGACAGAGUGCAGAAUACGAGCAAGUCCAAAAUCAUACUGAAUGAGGUUGAGGAUCUCAUGGAGGAUCUGACGCUUGCAAUUCAAAGUUAUAAUCGCUCAUUACCACCUUUGCAAAUUGAAGAUCUUUGUGACCAACUGGACGAACAGCAUUUACAUCAGGAGGAGCCAUCACUAGGUGACCUGCAACAGCGUGAAGUAAUGUUCAUUUCUUCGUCGGUUGGGAUCAUAUACAGCAUGCUGAAGCAGGAUUAUGUGAUGCAGGAAAAGAUUGUUGGAUCGUUAAAUCUCAACUCCACCCCAGGGGAAUUAGAGAGCUACUGCCUGAUGUGGUCACUCCGACCUUACGUAAACGACGAAAUCAUGCUUCAAGCCUGGAGACUGAUCCGCUAGACUUGUUGCCGAGUAUGCUGAAGUCCUCAGAACUGUUUGAAACUCGUCAUGACAGUACAAGUAGCGUGUUCUCUUUGUUAGCUCGCCUAUGUUGACUUGUCCAUCAUCAAGCACUUAACUUUAUG